Columba livia (rock pigeon) is the source of this 1403-nucleotide messenger RNA. RefSeq names its product ECSIT signaling integrator (gene ECSIT). The coding region runs from base 126 to 1388 and encodes 420 amino acids. Gene Ontology annotation, biological process: cell surface receptor protein serine/threonine kinase signaling pathway; innate immune response. Lineage: Eukaryota; Metazoa; Chordata; Aves; Columbiformes; Columbidae. Gene Ontology annotation, cellular component: mitochondrion. The transcript is spliced from 7 exons. The record is from RefSeq and is a predicted model, not a curated record.
CGCCGCAGGCCCCGCCCCUCCCGCCCCGGAAGCGGCCGCCCAGCGGGUCGGCGGCGAAUGGCGGCGCCCACGGAGCGGUGGGAUCCCGCGGUCCGGCCGUGACCUCCGACCUCUGACCUCCGGCCAUGCGGCUGCGCUGGGCGCGCGCGCUGCCCCGGGGGCUCUGGGGUGUCACACAGGCCGCCCGGAGCCUCCGGCAGCGCCCGGCGGGAAACCCGGCCUGGGGGGACCCCCACGGUGACGCCCCCGGGGACCCCCACGGUGCCCCCCACGGGGACCCCCGCGGUGAUGCCCACGGUGACCCCUCCGGUGACCCCUCCGGUGACCCCCCCGGCGCCGCCCCCCGGGACCCGCCCGGCGCCACCGCGUUCGAGGCGGCGCUGUCGGCGCUGGAGGCGGCGCCGGGGCGGCGCGGGCGGCUGGAGCUGGUGGAGGCGGCGCUGGCGGCGAUGCCGGCGCUGGGCGUGGCGCGGGAGCGGCCGCUCUACCACCGGCUGCUGCGGCUGCUGCCCCGCGGGCCCUGGCUGCCCCGGGGGCCGCUGCAGCGCCUGCUCGGGCCCUUCCCGCGCCAGCAGGAGUGCGGGCUGCGGCUGCUGGAGCAGAUGGAGCGGCACGGUGUGAUGCCGGAUGCCGAGACACGGUUCCUGCUGCUCGGGAUCUUCGGGCCGCGCAGCCGGCCCGUGCGGAAGUGCCAGCGGCUGCUGUACUGGCUGCCCCGCGCGCGGCACCUGGACCCCCACCCGCUGCCCCCCGUGCUGCCCCCGCCCGGGCUGCCCAUCGCCCGCCUGGCGCUGCGGCGCAUCGCCAGCGACCCCGACGCGCGGAUCACCGUGUUCCAGGAGCCGGUGCCAGAUGGGGGCGGUGACGAAGGUUCCGUCCAGCCCUUCAUCGUGGGUGCACAAAGCCCGGACCAGCAGGAGCUGCUGGCGCAGCACAGCCCGGCCCGGCCCGUGUUCGUGGAGGGGCCGUUCCCCAUCUGGCUGCGCAGCCACCGGCUCCAGUACCACGUGCUGAGGGGGGACCCGCCGGGACCCUCCCUGUGGGCCGAGCCGCCCGACCCCGAGCGCAGCCUGUACUACCCGCUGAGCCUGGACCUGGACCUGGAGCGCGGGCCCUGGGACGAUGACGAGUUCAACGUGGAUGAGGUGCUCGAGGGCCCCGUGUUCGCGCUCUGCGUGGCGGGCGCGGGCGACCGGCGCACGCUGGGCCGCUGGGUCACGGGGCUGCAGCAGACAAACCCGGUGCUGGGGCAGACGCCCGUCGUGUUCCGCCUGGGCGGCGGGGACCCCCCGCGGCCCCCCCGGGGCUCCGGCUGCGGGCGGGGCCCCCCCAGCCCCCCGUGCUGGAGCCUCCGCCGAAAUAAAGGAACCGGCACCAGUUUGGGGUGAUUUGUGUCGUUUUGG